AAGUGUUAAAGAGCUCACUGAAGAAACAUGUUCAUCGAAUUCGUGUUGACUGCCAUUGGGCUUUUGUUCAUCUGGGACUAUUUGUAUAAGCGGGAGCGCAAGGCGAUUAUGAGCCGAGCGAAAAUAUCGGGACCCAAGGAUUAUCCCAUAUUAGGCAGUGCGCUUUCAUUGCGCAAUCUGGACACAGAAAGUUAUAUAACCAACUCCAUAGAGCGUCGCGAAAAAUAUGGACGCAUGCAGAGCUUCUGGAUACUCCAUCAUCUCAUGCUGGUUGUUGCUGAUGUCAAGUAUAUGGAAGCCAUAUUGCGCAGCCAGAAGCUGAUCAAGAAGAGCAGUCUGUACACCUUCAUGGAGGGCUGGCUGGGCACGGGCUUGUUGCUGAGCACGGGCAAAAAGUGGUUCACUAGACGCCGUAUCAUCACGCCCACUUUUCACUUCAAGAUUCUGGAGCAGUUCGUCGAGGUUUUCGAUCAACAGAGUGAUGUGUUGAUUGAGAAACUGAAGGCCAAGGCCGAUGGUCGCACACCCUUCGAUGUGUUUCCAUUCAUCUGUCUGGCUGCCCUCGACAUUAUUACCGAAACAGCGAUGGGCGUGAAGGUAAAUGCCCAGUCCCAGCCAGAGCUCGACUAUGUAUGUGCAUUGGCGGAGUGUGCGCAGAUUAUGGGCACGCGUUUCAUCUCGCCAACUCAGCGCACAGAUUGGCUUUUCCGCCUCACAUCGCCGGCUAAGUAUCGUCGCCAGCAGGAAUGUAUUGGACUGAUGCACAAGUUCACGAACGGUGUUAUUCAGGAGCGUCGCCAAAAGCUCCAGGCGGUUAAUGCUGCCGGCAAGAGCAGCGAAGAGGAGACCAGUGACGAUGUGGGCACGAAGCGACGAAUGGCCUUCCUUGAUGUGCUGCUGCAAUCGUCGGUUGAAGGCGUGCCACUCAGUAAUGAGGACAUUCGCGAGGAAGUGGACACUUUUAUGUUCGAAGGUCACGACACCACGACCAGCGGCAUUUCCUUCUGUCUGUACGAGGUGUCCCGGCACCCAGAAGUGCAGAAGCAGCUGAUUCAGGAAAUCCACGAUGUCCUGGGCACAGAUCUUAAGCAGCCAGUUUCCAUGCAACAGCUGAACGAGCUCAAGUAUUUGGAGUGUGUCGUUAAAGAGGCUCUGCGCAUGUAUCCCUCGGUGCCGACCAUUGGUCGUGAAACUACAGAGGAUAUACUUGUUGAGGACCUGCUCAUUCCCGCCAAAACGUUGAUCAGUCUGCCUUUCUACAUGGCCAUGCGUGAUCCGGAAUAUUAUCCCGAGCCCGAGAAGUUCAAGCCGGAGCGUUUCAGCAACGAGGAGAAUGCCGCCAAGAUCAAUCCCUUCACGUAUGUCCCCUUCUCAGCGGGACCCCGCAAUUGCAUUGGCCAGAAGUUUGCCAUGUUGGAGCUGAAGAGUACAGUCAGCAAGAUUCUCCGACACUACGAGCUGUUGCCUUUGGGCGAGGCGGUCCGUCCUAUGUUUAAUGUAACCAUACGCUCCAAGAAUGGAGUCCAAAUCGGCCUCAGACCACGCAAUCAACUGUAGAUAGUUUAAUAAUAAUACUUUUUGUUGUUUUUUUUUUAGAUUUAAAGAUUUACUUUUUAGUUUGUAUUGUAGACACCCGAAGCUUUAAAUAAAUAUGCGAAACCAUUUACUUAAAAUCAA
Scaptodrosophila lebanonensis is the source of this 1677-nucleotide messenger RNA. Its product is annotated as cytochrome P450 4d2-like. Bases 28 to 1557 code for a protein of 509 amino acids. The transcript is spliced from 3 exons. The record is from RefSeq and is a predicted model, not a curated record. NCBI's taxonomy places the organism in Eukaryota, Metazoa, Arthropoda, Insecta, Diptera, Drosophilidae. Gene Ontology annotation, molecular function: oxidoreductase activity, acting on paired donors, with incorporation or reduction of molecular oxygen; iron ion binding; monooxygenase activity.